CAGGCAGCAGCCGCGUCAGGGCCGUCCGGGGGCGCCGCCGGCGAUGCCCGCAGCCCCCGCCGCGCCCCGCCGGGCCUGCUGAGCCGCCCCCGGGCCGGGGCCGCGCCGGGUCGGGCCGGGCCGCGCCCGGGCGGAGCCGUGCUGCCUGCAUGACCCUCCGGCGGCGCGGGGAGAAGGCGACCAUCAGCAUCCAGGAGCAUAUGGCCAUCGACGUGUGCCCCGGCCCCAUCCGGCCCAUCAAACAGAUCUCCGACUACUUCCCCCGCUUCCCGCGGGGCCUGCCCCCGGACGCCGGGCCCCGCGCCGCGGCGCCCCCGGACGCCCCCGCGCGCCCCGCGGCGGCCAGCGCUGGCCGCCGCAGCCCCUCCGACGGCGCCCGCGACGACGACGAGGAUGUCGAUCAGCUCUUUGGAGCCUACGGCUCCAGCCCCGGCCCCGGCCCCGGCCCGGCCCCCAGCCCGGGGCGGCCGCCCGCGAAGCCACCCGAGGAAGAGCUGGACGCCGACGGCUACGAGUCCGACGACUGCACCGCCCUGGGCACGCUGGACUUCAGCCUGCUCUACGACCAGGAGAACAACGCCCUGCACUGCACCAUCGCCAAGGCCAAGGGCCUGAAGCCGAUGGACCACAAUGGGCUGGCAGACCCGUAUGUCAAGCUGCACCUGCUGCCAGGAGCCAGUAAGGCGAAUAAGCUCAGAACGAAAACUCUCCGAAACACUCUGAACCCCACGUGGAACGAGACCCUCACUUACUACGGGAUCACAGACGAAGACAUGAUCCGAAAGACCCUGCGGAUCUCCGUGUGUGAUGAGGACAAAUUCCGCCACAACGAGUUCAUCGGGGAGACCAGGGUGCCCCUGAAGAAGCUGAAGCCCAACCACACCAAGACGUUCAGCAUCUGCCUGGAGAAGCAGCUGCCGGUGGACAAGACAGAAGACAAGUCCCUGGAGGAGCGGGGCCGCAUCCUCGUCUCCCUCAAGUACAGCUCGCAGAAGCAGGGCCUGCUGGUCGGCAUCGUGCGCUGUGCCCACCUGGCCGCCAUGGACGCCAACGGCUACUCAGACCCCUACGUGAAAACAUACCUGAAGCCAGAUGUGGACAAGAAAUCCAAACACAAGACAGCGGUGAAGAAGAAAACCCUGAACCCAGAGUUCAAUGAGGAAUUCUGUUAUGAGAUUAAGCAUGGGGACCUGGCCAAGAAGACCCUGGAGAUCACCGUCUGGGAUUACGACAUUGGAAAAUCCAACGAUUUCAUUGGUGGCGUGGUUCUGGGCAUCAACGCCAAGGGAGAGCGCCUGAAGCACUGGUUUGACUGCCUGAAGAACAAGGACAAGAGGAUAGAGCGCUGGCACACACUCACCAACGAGCUCCCGGGGGCUGUGCUCAGCGACUGACCCGCCCCGCCCGCCUGCCUGCCGCCUGGCCCAGCGCAGGCCUGGCCCUGGGCUUCCUCGCUGCUGCUCAGGGCCUCGGCCCCCGUGUUGGGGGAGAUCCAGGACACCUGCUUGGACACAGAGCCACUGCAGCCCCUCCGAGGGAUGGUGGGGGCGGUGAGCUGGGCCUGCUUUCCGCCCCCUGAGGCCCAAGAGGGCUGGGUGGAAGAAGAGGACCUCAGUCCCCACCCGGAGGAAGCAGAUGGGGCCAUCCAGAGGACAAGGACCCUACAGAGGUCAGCAGUGAGUUGGAGGGAACCCCAGGCUGAGGGGCAGUGGGGAAGGAGAUUUUGGGUAGGACAGGACUCUGAAGAAAGUCCAUUCCCUAAAGGAGGUUCUGACUUUGGCUCUGGCACGACUGGGAGGGUAGAAAAAGUUCACCCGAGAGCCAGGAGUCUGGUGAAGAUCCUGGAGCUCCCCAUGAACAUGGGCAAAGGCCAAGGGCUUUACUCAGUGAUUCUGCAGGCCCCUGGGGAAGAAUGAGACCCAGAGCCUGCCCUCAGGGAGGUCCCCGUCUAGUUAUGGAGCUCAAAACAAACCCUUACAACAGGGGUAUAAGGAAUGCCAAGGCCAGCCUGACCUACCUACACAUUCUGUGGACUCCGCUGGGAGGGCUUCCUGGAGGAAGUGAUGUUUCAGCAAGACCUUGAAGAGUGAGUGGAGAUUCUAGGCAGACAAAGGAGGAAGGGCACUGGAAACGGUGUCCAAGGCCUGGAGAGGAAAGAUGAUUUGGGCCAGGGAGAAACUGCCUGGACCCAGGGUCUCUCUCAGGAGGGUGGGGGGAGAGGCAGGGUUUGUUAGGAGUGAGGCAGGGGCACCCAGCCCUCCCCCACCCCACCCCUAGCUGUCAGGCCAACUGGGCUUGUAGCCAUGGGAGGAGUGGCUUAAACUGAUGUUGAUGCAGGGUCAAGUUCAGUUCUCAGACCCAGCUCUCCCACCUUUGAUCUUUCUCCUCCUGAGGAAGCUGGAGGAUGGAUCCGGCUUCUCGUUGUUCCCAGCUUAAGCAUCAGGUCAGCUGUGGUCAGGAAGAGUGUGUCACUUCUUCGCAUGAAAAAAACCAAAAGGCCUCCUUGUCCUCACCCUCCGCUCCCUGCCUUCCUCCACCCUCCCCAUCCCAGGCUCUUCCUCCUCGGUUCAGGGCUGGAAAGCAGGGAGCCUCCCGCAGCUGUGUCUGCAUCCAUUCCCUACUGAGAUCCCCCUUAGUACUCAGCAGCAUCCAGGGCCUUGUUUCUGGGAAUAGCUGGCUUUGUCCUCCAGGAGCUGAGAGCCACUUUGCACCCUGGGUCAGGGUCUCCAGGAAGGGAUUGAGGGCAUCAAGACUCUGGGGCCCAGGCCUGAAGCCCCCACCUCUUCCUGCUGACUAAGGGGUCUUCAGGAACCCUGGAUGAACAAAUGCAGAAACCAGGAAUUUCUGUGUUCAGCCUAUCCCUGCACUGACGGAAAACAGAGCUCAGAGAGGGAAAGUGAUCUGCCUGAGGCCUUCCAGGUUCCCUGCCCCACCCCCGGCCCAGAGCUCUGACACCACACCCACAGCACCGCUAGUACACAGCUCACGGGGCGCUGGGCUGGACCCUCUGCUGCAGACACAAAGCACAUCACCAUCUGAGGCCCGGGGGCAGGCGAUGAUAUGAAUCCCACCAAGUGCCCAUCAGCCUGUUUUCAUUUUCCAGGGAAAACAGGACUCCAGACCCCACACAGUACCUGGCAACCUUGGCUGGUCACAGAGUCUUGCUUUUGCCUCUCUCAGAAGGCUUGGUGCAUGGUGAGGGCUUCUACAGGCCAUGUCUUGAUGAAUCGUCACAGGCCUGGGAGAUGGGUUUAACUGCCAUCUCCAUUUGACAGAUGAGGAAGCAGAUUCAGAGGCAGAGUCUGAUUUUUGAGGAGCCUUGUGUCUGGGUUAACUCGGGCUGUCUUCUUAGCAUUGCCUUUGGGGGGGGCUCUCUCAUUCAGAGAGGAGCUUCACAGACUCCCUAUAAACACAUGGAGAUGCUGAAUGGCCAAGUUAGACGCAUACUAGAGCUUCACCCAGUACAACUUCCUUGUUAGACACACGGGGAAACCAAGGACCCGCAAGAAGAAGGGGCCUAUUCAGGACGCACUUGGGAUAAGAGCCCAGGACACCGGGCGCCUAGUCCAAGGCCUUCCAACGCCGUGGGCUGUGCAAGUGCAGACUUGGUCCAGAAAAAUGGUCCCUGAGGACUACAGGGACAGUCAGGCUGGAGGUGGGGCUUCAGGACAGCUGGCCCAGGCCGAGGAUUGGGCUCCUGGGCAGGAGGCCUUCCAGGGAGACAGAACCUUCCCUAGGACCCUGGAUCUGUUCUGGACCCCUUACAGCUUGUAUCUCUGUUAGAGACAAAGUGCUUUGAGAAGCUGCGGUAUCAGCUCUGCCUUUGACCCCAAACUGGCUUUCCUCUGCUCUAUCAGCCCCACAAAAACAGGGAAUUCGACGC
Molecule: messenger RNA, 3883 nt
Organism: Bubalus bubalis (water buffalo)
Lineage: Eukaryota; Metazoa; Chordata; Mammalia; Artiodactyla; Bovidae
Gene: DOC2B
Product: double C2 domain beta
Exons: 9
Coding region: 150-1394 (414 amino acids)
Cellular component (GO): membrane
Source: RefSeq, a predicted model, not a curated record